GGGUCUCCGCGAAAAGCGCCAAGAUGGCGGCAGUGGGAUCCUGCGCCUCGGGCUCCGGGACUACUGGGUCUGUGGGGGCGGCAGCAGCCAGCAAAAACGUCACCAGUUUCCAGAGGAAGGGUCCUAGAGCCAGCGGUACCGACAGCGGCGGCUCUCGACUGGUGUCUAUUGCAGGCACACGACCGUCGGUGCGGAACGGACAGCUGCUGGUAUCAACCGGGCUCCCAGCCCUGGACCAGCUCUUAGGUGGAGGUUUGGCUGUUGGAACAGUUCUUCUGAUCGAAGAGGAUAAAUAUAAUGUUUAUUCUCCUUUGCUCUUCAAGUAUUUUCUGGCGGAAGGAAUCAUCAAUGGGCAUACUUUGUUGGUUGCAUCUGCAAAAGAAAACCCUGCUGACAUUUUACAGGAACUUCCUGCACCGUUACUUGAUGAUAAUUGUAAAAAAGAAUUUGAUGAAGAUGCGGGGGAUCAUAAAGCACCGGACUCUAACAUUAAGAUGAAAAUAGCUUGGCGUUAUCAGCUGUUACCCAAGAUGGAGGCUGGACCAGUAUCAUCGUCAAGAUUUGGUCACUAUUAUGAUGCAUCAAAAAAAAUACCACCAGAACUACUUAAGGCUUCAAAAUGGCAUGGAUUUUUUCUUCCAGAAAAAGUACCUUCAACUGUUAACAUAGAGCCCUGUUCUCUGACCCAUGGCUACAUCGAGCUGCUUCGGUUUAUCCAGAAAGUCAUUUAUGAGGAAGGAUUUGAUGGAUCCAAUCCCCAGAAAAAACAGAAGAACAUUUUGAGAAUAGGAAUCCAGAGUCUCGGCUCGCCUCUGUGGGGAGAUGACGUUUGCUGCACACAGCACUGUGCCAGCAGUCACAGCCUCACAAAAUUCCUCUACGUUCUCCGCGGUCUCCUGCGAACCUCGCUUUCAGCCUGCAUCAUCACCAUGCCUACACACCUCAUCCAGAAUAAAGCAAUCAUUGCUCGUAUUACAAACUUGUCAGAUACAGUAGUUCAUCUGGAGUCAUUUAUCGGUUCUGACAGAGAAACCAACCCGUUGUAUAAGGAUUAUCAUGGUUUGAUUCACAUACGGCAGAUUCCUCGGCUUAAUAACUUGAUUUGUGACGUGUCAGAAGUCAAAGACUUAGCUUUUAAAUUAAAAAGGAAGUCAUUCACCAUUGAGCGGCUGCAUUUGCCUCCAGACUUGUCAGACACAGUGAGCCGCUCAAGCAAACAGGAUCUGGCAGAACCCGCCAAGCUGCCGGGCCCAGGCUGUGGCAUGACGGCCGGAGGCAAGAAGCACCUGGACUUCUAGCGAUUCCUCCUUAGCCGUUGCACGCAGAAUUCUAUGACACUCUAAUUAUGAUUGCUAAUGGCUUAUGUAAAUAUUUUUCUUAACGAUUUGACCCUCCAGUUCUUGAAAAACACAGGAUUGCAAAAUGAGGCCACCAUUCCUCAUUUUUUUAAACCACAUUUUUGUACAGAAACAGUUGCAGCACAGAUACUUUCAUUUUAACAUUUGUUUUAUGCUAUAUCUAAGGAGAAUGAGGUAAUUUUAUUUUUAAAUAAAAGCAAUUAAAUGUCAAAAAUUCAAGGUGCCUUCCAGUGGUCAUCCGUGCACAUAUAUGAAGCACUUAGCUCACAGUAAAGUGCGUGCCGCAGGGGUAGUGUAUAAAGCACUAGGAAAUUCAAAAUUGCGUCUGAAAAACAUAUUUUCUCUUUAUUUCUGAAAAAGUCACUUGCCACCAAAAAUGCUAAGGUUUUUAAAACAUGGAAAAAUUUGUUUGCUGAUAUAUGAAGACUAGUAAAAUAAAUUUGCAUUUAUGCAUCCUAUUAUUAAAUUGCUGAAGACAAAAUAAUAUAUUGGGAUUAAGACUCCAUUAAAGAUCAUUAGUUUGCUAUAAUAGUUAAAAAAUAUAAAGAACUUGAGUGAUAGAAAGCAUAGAAAAAGAAGUUGAUGGUCUUCUGUUCAGUAAUCCUAAACAAUUGAAGUCAGCACUAUGAAAUUAUGUCAACACACAUAAUUCAGGGUUGAAAUUCAAACUGACAGCUAUAUUAAUGCUAGAAUACUGGGAAAAACAUGUAUUGAGGCUUGGUGAGAGAUUACAGAACAUAGGUUUGAGACAAAGUAGAAAACUGAAGCUAACUCAGCUUCGCGUUGCAUCAGGUAAAUCCUUUGUUAAUUAUAAACAUUGGUCAGGCGUUUACAUUUAUAACAAUGUAAUCAUGUCUUUUGGAGUUUAUAGCAUACUGACCCAGUUUUCAUAUAAAACACUGGUUUUUUCAUUAUAGUUUCAUAUUCUCAAAGCUUCUGUCGAAUAGUAAACAGAAUAUUUUUUUAAGUAAUUUGUACAUUUAAGUAAAAGUUUCAAUUUUUAAAAAGCUGUUUAACAUCUGUUAGGAGAACCUGAAUUUCCAAAAUACAUUUGCAAAUGUGUUAGAAUAUUUUGAAGCAGUUAUAACUAGCAUUUUAAGCAGUUUGCUUUUAAUAUACCACAAAUUAUCCUUUAUUUGUUCUUGACAACAUUGUAGAAAACAAAGACUAGGUUUUUAAACUGUCUAACCAAUAUGAUGAAUGUCAGUCACUUUAAAAAAAAAACCCACUGUAGCAUAAACACAUACUGUAUACAGCUUUUAUUCAGAAUUGGAAUAAUUGAAUCAAUGACAGUGAUUCACCAGGAUGUCAAAUCUCUCCAUCAUAUCCUGUCACUACCAGUUUACUUUUUGUGAUCAAAAUCAAAAAGACAACUAUUUUGUCACCCACUAUUUCAUUAGUGCUAAAAACCAGGUUUCUUCUAUUUUUUUAGAAUGUCUGGUUUAUUUUUUUCACUUCUUUUAAUUCAAGAGACACAAAUUCUUCCCCAUUUUCAUUUCAAAAUAAAGUUUCAGAAUUGAUCUGUCAGUUAAAAUUAAAGGGCUUUCAUAUUAAGCAGAGGUGCUUUUAAAAUGUAAAGCAACUUCAAAAAAAUCAAUUUAGUCCAUAGAUAAUAAAUAAUGUGCAGAUACUCCACAAAAGCUUUGCUGUAUCUUUUAAAAGCAUUAUGAACAAUCUGAAUAAAUUCAAAUGAGUAUUUUAGUCACGUUGUUAUUUUAAUAACUCUCACCUUUUUCUUACUGUGUUGUGACUCAUUUAAACAAACACACAACAGAACAAUGACAUAACAUGUGACUGUGAAAAUAAAAUGUGAGGUCAUCAGAUAUGCAAAUUGCUUGUCAAAAAUACUUAAUAGGUCAUUGAUUUACUGCCUCCCAUGUCUAUAAAAUUAACAGCCAAUUACUAGUUAAUAGAUGCUUUGCAAGUAGAUAAAUACUAUAAAAAUUAAAUGUGCAUAUUUGAUCCCAACUUAUUUUAAAUAUAAAAGAAACUUUUCAAACUCAGUAGAAGUGCAUUUUGAACAGUAAUGGCACCUGAUUUUUUCCCAAAAACCAGAUGCAAGUGCUUUGUUGUUCUGAUUCACUAGGCAGGGUUUGCAAAAACUAGCUACUGAAGAGGGGUGUAUAUUUUUGUUCUCUUCCCAUAAAAACCCACUCAGAAAAUGUGUUUCCCUUCCUUCUGGAAACGUUAUCAAUUCUCCAUGUGUUAAUAACUUACUACAUAAAAAUAUUGGCCUUCAAUAAUGCUACUGUAGGUAUAUAGACCAUUUUGAUACAUUAUGAAAUAUAUACUCAAGAAACAGAUUUUUUUUCCAAUUAUCAGCUUAUCUCAAAGAUAUAAAUACUUAAAUAAGAAUGCCAAACAUACUAUUUGAAAUGUCCUUAUAUUGUUUAAAUGUUUCUAAAAUUUCAAAACCCUUUAUGGUAUUCAUUUCUUACACUAGACUUGCCCUUUUUAAAAUGAGGUAAAUAUUUUGCUGCAGUCUGCUCAGGUGCUGGAGCUUGGGGACCUUAGGAAUUUCUUUUUAGGAGCCACCAAUUUCCACUCUCCUUUUUCUCUCUUCCAUGUAUUUUUAUCUCCACCUCCAGGAUCCGUGAUUACUAAUGGUAGACAAAAUAAAACUACUUCAAAAGGAAAAAACACUCAGCAGUUGAUUCCCUGUCUAUCUUUUAAUUUUAAAGAAUCAGACACAGGCAUCCACAUACAAAAGGAAAAGGGGGGUGACCCCUAUUCAUUUUUUAAGUCCAUUAGGAAUGUCAUUCCUAACACAUGUUAAUGCUUUCCAAAGAUAUUCACCGUCCACGUCGAGGAAUUUAAGCAGCACUAACCCUAAGUACUUAUACUCUGAACUUUAAAACUGAGCAGUGAAAUUAUUCAGAACGGACACAAAACAAAACAAAAGAAACAAGUGAGAGGUUUAUUCCUGAGAAACAAAAAAAAAGGGAAAAAUUUGUGUUUGGUCUUGGUGUGCCAAACACACAAAAAAGAAAAGCUGCCUUCUUAUAUCUUGUUAUCAUUAAGGCCCAGAGUAAAAACAACCAGAAAAAUAUAGGCACCACCCUAAGAUGACAAAAAC
Molecule: messenger RNA, 4434 nt
Organism: Phyllostomus discolor (pale spear-nosed bat)
Lineage: Eukaryota; Metazoa; Chordata; Mammalia; Chiroptera; Phyllostomidae
Gene: ELP4
Product: elongator acetyltransferase complex subunit 4
Exons: 10
Coding region: 24-1298 (424 amino acids)
Biological process (GO): tRNA wobble uridine modification
Cellular component (GO): transcription elongation factor complex; elongator holoenzyme complex; cytoplasm
Source: RefSeq, a predicted model, not a curated record